Anopheles stephensi (Asian malaria mosquito) is the source of this 1029-nucleotide messenger RNA. RefSeq lists its product as uncharacterized. Bases 186 to 899 code for a protein of 237 amino acids. NCBI's taxonomy places the organism in Eukaryota, Metazoa, Arthropoda, Insecta, Diptera, Culicidae. The transcript has 3 exons. The record is from RefSeq and is a predicted model, not a curated record.
UGUUAUACGUUUAUUAAACCGAUUAUUCUCCUCUAACGAACUCGGAGGCGUGUAUUGGGAACAAAUGUUUAAACAGUUGUUACCAGAAAGAAACAGCUUUCGUUAGUGGUUCGCUCUGCAAGAAAAGUCUUCCAUACAGGUUGAGUAUUUCGUGAAGAAAUGAACCAUAGGAGGAGUGUAGCAAAAUGCUUCGAGUGUGUACUUUUUUAGUGGUUUUAAUUUUAGAGUGUGCUCUCUCCAGUCCAGUGCCAGAGUUCGGUAUUCCGGGAGCAGUUGCAGGCAGUUCGCAAGUGAUCGAUGCAUCGAAACAAACAAGCACUCUCCUGCAAACCGCCACAAACCGUUUAAACACAUCGCUUACAUCAAACUACACGAAACUUCAGGCAACGCUUGACCAGCUGGCCACCUUCGCCAAAUUCACCGCAAGCAUCGAUCGAACUGUCGUCGUACCGCUACUCGUGCUAGCUCGCGAUUCAUCGGGUGAUGUGAGCUAUGGCUUCGAAACUGUUCUCGACGGAAUCACUGCCACACAAGACUACAUCAGUAACACGCUUCCGGGAGAGCUAAAAGCUUUAGAGCUCUUAAUCCAACACUACGUACCCGAUCGCCUUAAAGAUGGAUUCGGAUGUGUUCGUAGAGGGUUGAAUCAGCUGAGUGAAAGCACAGCAUCGCUUCAAACAGCACUGACAGCGGCGAUCAAAGAGGCAGGCACGGUCAAUCUGUCAGGAACAGUGUUGAGGAAGUAUGUAAGCUUAAAGACAGUGUUUGAUGUUGCACGGGCAGUUAGCACGGUGAAGGUUUGCGUUCCAUCGAUCAUUGAAACGAUCAAUAGUACGAUCGAUCGGCUGAAGAUAGCGGAUGGGUUCGUUAAUGGUCUCCGCUUCUGCGAAUGUGACUGAGUGACACUAAUGAGCCGGUUCAUCAUGACCGACCCUGUUUCGCGUGCAGCCCAUCUUUCGGGACGGUUGUUAAAAAUCAUCGUGUUUACACCGGAAUCAUACCGUUGUCGAUGUGUGGUGCGGGCGUGGU